UAAUGUCAGCUGCCGUGUGGAGACGUGAACAUCGGGAAAGCGUCAAUAAACUUUAUUGGUACCCAAAACAAGGAGGGGAAGUGUGCAGAUUGCGGGAGUGAGGGCGCUGUUAUGGCGGAGCCGGCGUCUCAGGCCUCCAUGCAACCCCGGCUACAGCAGGCUCAGUCUGGUGGGACGUCUGGGUCGAAUUCGACCACGGGGUCCGCGUCCGGGAAUAGUGACCCAGCCAGGCCGGGUCUAAGUCAGCAACAGUGGGCAAGUCAAAAGAAAGCUCAAGUCCGGGCUUUUCCGAGAGCGAAAAAACUUGAAAAACUGGGAGUUUUCUCAGCUUGCAAGGCAAACGAUGCUUGCAAGUGCAAUGGAUGGAAGAAUCCUCAUCCUCCAACCGCAUCUCGGAUGGACGUUCAGCAGCAGGCAGCAAGCCUCACGGAGCCAUGUCGCAGCUGCAGCCACGCCCUGGCCGACCACGUGUCUCACCUGGAGAACGUCUCUGAGGAGGAGAUGAACCGCCUGCUGGGGAUGGUGGUUGAUGUGGAGAACCUCUUCAUGUCUGUGCACAAGGAAGAAGAUACAGACACCAAGCAGGUGUACUUUUACCUUUUUAAGCUCUUGAGGAAGUGCAUCCUUCAAAUGGGGAAGCCCAUCGUGGAGGGCUCCCUGGGAAGCCCCCCCUUUGAGAAACCUAAUAUUGAGCAGGGAGUGUUGAACUUUGUGCAGUACAAGUUUAGUCAUCUACCCCCCAAGGAGCGCCAGACCAUGUUUGAGCUGAGUAAGAUGUUUCUGCUCUGCUUAAACUAUUGGAAGUUGGAAACCCCGUCCCAGUUCCGGCAGCGAGCCCAGAAAGAUGACGGCUCUGCGUAUAAAGUGGACUACACAAGGUGGCUGUGUUACUGCCACGUCCCUCAGAGUAACGACAGCCUACCGCGGUACGAAACUACUCAGGUGUUCGGCCGCAGCCUGCUGAAGUCGAUCUUCACGGUCACCCGGCGGCAGCUGUUGGAGAAGUUCCGCAUGGAGAAGGACAAGCUGCCCCCUGAGAAGCGCACCCUCAUCCUCACCCACUUCCCCAAGUUCUUGUCCAUGCUUGAGGAGGAGAUCUACGGCGAGAAGUCUCCUAUCUGGGACGCUGAUUUCACCAUGCCGGCACCUGAGGGGGCACAGCUGGGACAUCAGACAGUGUUGAGUCCUGGGGCUGUCUCAGGAUCUCCAUCUUUUACCAAGAACCUGAGCAGUGGUGUCUCUUCUCUUGGGAGCAUGGGGCUUGACUCUGCUGUGUCUGAACCAAUAACAGGAGAGAAGCGUAAGCUUCCUGAGGCGCUGACCCUUGAGGAUGCCAAGCGUAUCCGGGUCAUGGGAGACAUCCCCAUGGAGCUGGUCAACGAGGUCAUGAUGACCAUCACUGACCCUGCUGCUAUGCUCGGGCCAGAGACCAGUCUGCUGUCGGCCAACGCGGCGCGGGACGAGACAGCCCGUCUGGAAGAGCGCCGUGGCAUCAUCGAGUUCCACGUCAUUGGCAACUCACUGUCGCAUAAGUCCAGCAAGAAGAUCCUCAUGUGGCUAGUGGGCCUGCAGAACGUCUUCUCCCACCAGCUGCCCCGCAUGCCCAAAGAGUACAUCACACGGCUUGUGUUCGACCCGAAGCACAAGACCCUAGCCCUGAUCAAAGAUGGACGCGUGAUCGGAGGGAUCUGUUUUCGAAUGUUCCCCACUCAGGGAUUCACAGAGAUUGUCUUUUGUGCGGUCACUUCAAACGAGCAGGUCAAGGGCUAUGGAACUCACCUAAUGAACCAUCUGAAAGAGUACCACAUCAAGCACGGCAUCUUGUACUUCCUCACAUAUGCAGAUGAGUACGCCAUCGGCUACUUCAAGAAACAGGGUUUUUCCAAAGACAUCAAAGUGCCCAAGAGCCGUUACCUUGGUUACAUCAAGGACUACGAGGGCGCCACCCUCAUGGAGUGUGAGCUGAACCCCAGAAUCCCCUACACCGAGCUGUCGCACAUCAUCAAGAGGCAGAAAGAGAUCAUUAAGAAGCUGAUUGAGAGGAAGCAGAGCCAGAUUAGAAAGGUGUACCCAGGACUGACCUGCUUCAAGGAGGGGGUGCGGCAGAUCCCUGUGGAAAGCAUCCCUGGCAUCAGAGAGACGGGUUGGAAGCCUGCAAAAGAAAAAGGAAAGGAGCUGAAAGACCCAGACCUGCUUUACAACAUGCUGAAGAAUCUCCUGGCCCAGAUCAAGACCCAUCCUGAUGCUUGGCCCUUCAUGGAACCAGUAAAGAAGUCCGAGGCUCCUGAUUAUUAUGAGAUCAUCCGGUUUCCCAUUGACCUGAAGACCAUGACGGAGCGGCUGAAGAACCGCUACUACGUGACCAAGAAGCUCUUCAUUGCCGACCUGCAGCGCGUCAUCACCAACUGCCGCGAGUACAACCCUCCCGACAGCGAGUACUGCAAAUGUGCCAACACCCUGGAGAAGUUCUUCUACUUCAAGCUCAAGGAGGGUGGCCUCAUCGACAAGUGAGGAGAAGGAGCCCUGGGUUGGGGCUGGGCUGGGCUGGGCUGGGCUGGGCAUUAGAUUAGGCAGGCGAGGGUGGGAUCAGCGGUCAUCAGUCGCUAAAGAGGGACCACUGAGCUGCAGCAGAGGAGUACUGUUUAUGACCACAACACCACUUCAGCCACACUUCGGCAGACACAGCAGUGCUGACACACACACACACACAUCUUUGUCAACUCAAUGAUGGAAUGCACACACUCUCUCUCUCUCUCAGUGACUCUCCGUCACACACACACACACAGUGAGACACACAGGCUCUAGGAAGUUGAUCUAAUGGUGUUUACAUUUGUCUAUUUAAACAGAUGUAUCUUUGGGCAUAUAUCCAUACGUGUGCAUACAUGUUAAGAUGUGUGCACACAGACACAAGUGUAGAAUAAAUAGUCAGUGUAAAAGACUGUGAAUCCCAUAUGAAUCUAAAUGACCAGGGUAUUGCCUGUGUGUGUUCCAUCUGUUUCCUCUUAUGUCACUUUGUAUAGUGAAUCGUUUUUGGUCUUGUUUGUUUUUUACUGUUUUGGACUCCUGAUGCCAGGCUACCAGUGCUGGACUUAAGGAAAAGGACAGUCACCAUCUCCCUGUACAUCAUUUUGUUACUACUUUACCAUUCUUGUCUGUCUGUCACACACACACACACAUACAUACGAGUACAAACAUGUUUACUGUCUUCUACAGUUUUCACAAAUAACAACAAUACACACCACACACUGGUUGUUAGAUUAUCAGGUCAUCUUGUCUUUUAUGAAGCUGUCAUUGUCAGAAGCAUCAUCUGUGUCCUACACAAACUGAAAGGGGUUUAUACUGAGGAGUUUAACUCAUUAAGACUCCUUAAGGCUGUUGAGUAUUUAGAGGUUGUCACUUGAACACUGGACUUUGGAAAGGAGUAUCACUUUAAUAGGACAGAGAAAAAGAAAAGGUAAAUGGUCUGUUACACAGAAUUGGAUGUUUUUCCCCCCUCUGUAUGAGGAAUUCCAGGCCUUCUGUCGUAACAUCCUAACGAAAUGUUAUCCCAUGAAAGGAUGUGUGUUGUCCUGCAAGAAUAGACCGGUGUUCCACUUAGUAACAGAAUUGUUACUCAGAAAGCAAGACCAAGAGUGCACACAUUUUUUCAUAUGUAGCUCCCAAGAAAUAUAAUUUGCUUCUUUUGACCUCCCCUUUGAAUUGCAUUUCAGACCUAGUUGUUGUAACCGUGUGAAAAGAUUAUCAUGAAAGUGAAAGGACAUUUAGUUAGUCUUGUUUUCCCUCUGGCACUUUUGGUUUUCUUUCCAGUUCACAAGCAUUCUGUUUGCUCAGUAGUGCUGCUAGCAUAUGCUACAGCUAUCAGUCAGGAUGCUGAGUAGUGCUGCUAGCAUAUGUUACAGCUAUCAGUCAGGAUGCUCAGUUGUGCUGCUAGCAUAUGCUACAGCUAUCAGUCAGGAUGCUGGCAUUUAGGUGUUGUGCUCUUCUCUUGCUACGAGAGUCAGGUUGCACUGGAGUGGUGGUAGAUAACGUAAAAUGGAGUUUGUUAUUUUUCAAUAGUUUCACCAUGUCUCAUCACGUUGGCUUUUCUUACUAUAUACGGACCAUUUCAUUAUUACAAGUCAAGCACUUGUUCAUUCAAACGUAGUUCAUUCCAUUUCAUUAUUGGUGUGGUUAUAGUUAUCCGUCACAAUCAGAUACUGUAGUUGGCAGAGCACAGACGAUGGUUAAACCAAACGCAUGACUCUAAUAAUGCCCACCGCCUCUCAAAGGAAGGUGUUCCACUCACUCUUCAGUCUGUGCCUUGUUUAAAAGCCUUCUUCCCACUGCUAUUUUAUAGUCAAUGAAUACUUGUCAAUGAAUACUUGUCAAUAUUAAGAUUCGUGAUUCUGCCCAACUACUAUGUAUCGAUUUCGUUUUGUUUCACUUCUGAACGUGUACUUGAAUCAUGGCACGCUUUGAGGAGCUGUUCGGUGGGGUUUUCAGACCUUAACGUUAUUUUGUCAGUUCUCCUCAUGGUCUCCUUAAAGUAUGCUGCAUUUCUACUCUCAAAACAUGGUUUAACCUUCUCAUUGAUGAAAAACAAAUUAGGAAAAGAAAAAUUCAUUUGAAAGAUGCCUGUGAAUUGCUACAGCUUGAUGUACUGUACCUCUGUUCAUUCAAAUAAAAUGUUUUAUAUUAAA
Messenger RNA from Alosa alosa (allis shad), 4679 nucleotides. It is a transcript of the gene kat2a, whose product is annotated as K(lysine) acetyltransferase 2A. Gene Ontology annotation, biological process: chromatin remodeling; positive regulation of transcription by RNA polymerase II. The transcript has 18 exons. Gene Ontology annotation, cellular component: histone acetyltransferase complex; nucleus. Lineage: Eukaryota; Metazoa; Chordata; Actinopteri; Clupeiformes; Clupeidae. The coding region runs from base 112 to 2511 and encodes 799 amino acids. The record is from RefSeq and is a predicted model, not a curated record. Gene Ontology annotation, molecular function: protein binding; histone H3 acetyltransferase activity.